AUGGGUGGUGGCUGCAUCGGUUUAGGACGUCACCAAAGCGUGCAGGUGGCAUCAGGUGUAGAUUUGACAGAAGAAAUCUUUGCUGAAUGUGGAAUCCAGGCAACGCCAACGAGCUGCCACUUCCGUCUCAUCCCUCCCCUGUUCCAGUGUAUCCUGCCUUACUGGUUUCAAUGUUGUGUUCACAGGCAGCCUGCUUCUGCGAAGUGGUACGACCGGAGGGACUAUGUCUUUAUUGAAUUUUGCGUUGAAGACAGUAAAGAUGUUAAUGUAAAUUUUGAAAAAUCCAAACUUACAUUCAGUUGUCUGGGAGGAAGUGAUAACUUUAAACACUUAAAUGAAAUUGACCUUUUUAAUAAUAUUGAUCCAAAUGAAUCAAAACAUAAAAGAACAGACAGAUCUAUCUUGUGUUGUUUACGAAAAGGAGAAUCUGGUCAGGCAUGGCCAAGGCUAACAAAAGAGAGGGCAAAGCUCAACUGGCUCAGUGUGGACUUCAACAACUGGAAAGACUGGGAAGAUGAUUCAGAUGAAGACAUGUCCAAUUUUGAUCGCUUUUCUGAGAUGAUGAACAACAUGGGUGGAGAUGAUGACGUAGACUUGCCAGAAGUAGAUGGGGCAGAUGAUGACUCACCAGACAGUGAUGAUGAAA
Molecule: messenger RNA, 646 nt
Organism: Antrostomus carolinensis (chuck-will's-widow)
Lineage: Eukaryota; Metazoa; Chordata; Aves; Caprimulgiformes; Caprimulgidae
Gene: PTGES3
Product: prostaglandin E synthase 3
Exons: 8
Biological process (GO): prostaglandin biosynthetic process; telomere maintenance via telomerase; chaperone-mediated protein complex assembly
Cellular component (GO): cytosol; nucleus
Molecular function (GO): protein-folding chaperone binding; Hsp90 protein binding; prostaglandin-E synthase activity
Source: RefSeq, a predicted model, not a curated record